Molecule: messenger RNA, 804 nt
Organism: Metopolophium dirhodum (rose-grain aphid)
Lineage: Eukaryota; Metazoa; Arthropoda; Insecta; Hemiptera; Aphididae
Product: zinc finger MYM-type protein 5-like
Exons: 1
Coding region: 1-804 (267 amino acids)
Source: RefSeq, a predicted model, not a curated record
AUGGCUAGUCGUGAUCGUGAUAAAUUUAGAUCACAUCCUUCAGGUCAUCAAAAACGGCUGAAAAAAGCAAAAGUUGAAGCAUUCAUGCAAAAACAACGUGGAUGUUUUGAAAAGUUUGUCAGUAAAAAAAAUGAAGAUUUAUUAGGUGGAGUAAACUUGGUUAGUAAAAAUGAUGGAAUAGAAAACACAGAUGUGGAUUGUGAAGUUCAGGAAGUGUCUAAUGUAAAUAAAAAUAUUACUGGGUUGCAAAAUGUUCAAAAUCUUACAUCACCUCUUGAUGUUCAAGAAACACAAAAUACUUUGAACGAUAGAUAUGUUUAUGAUUUAAAUGAUCCUGGAUGUUGGCCUUCAGAAAUCACUCAUAAUAUUCGAAUAGAAAUUGUAUCUUUAGGUGUAAAAAGAAAUACACAUCAAGAGUUUCCUGCUAAUAAUGAAAACCCACCAAGAAAGUUUACUUCUUAUCAUUUCUAUCGAACUAUGUCUAACGGUGAACGCGUCGAUAGAGAAUGGUUAAUAUAUUCAAAUAAAAAGGAUUGUGUAUACUGCUUUUGCUGCAAACUCUUUUUAAAAAAAAAUUGUACUAGUGGCUUAUCUUUAAACGGUAUCAACGAUUGGAAAAAUAUAAGUUAUUCUCUUAAAAUACAUGAACAAUCGAUUAAUCAUUGUCAAUCACUUAAAGAUUGGUUAGAACUUAAAACAAGAUUAUUGUCAUCACAAACAAUUGACAAAGAACAUUUAGCGAUGUUGGAAAAAGAAAAGAACCACUGGCGCAAUGUACUUAAAAGAAUUAUAUGUACCGUGUAA